Molecule: messenger RNA, 594 nt
Organism: Symbiodinium natans
Lineage: Eukaryota; Dinophyceae; Suessiales; Symbiodiniaceae
Source: the annotation of a GenBank genome assembly
AUGCAGAUUGUCCAGUUGCCAUGUCGCUCUUCUGCCUUGCUGACUUUCUCAGCAUCCCGGCUACGUGACUGGCACUUGGGUCCGUGGGUGGCGGCCACUGUGGAGCCUGCGAGACCCACGGAAGUCGGCGCUUCCGUCUGGGUGCUCGCUGAGGGAGUGCAGGACGCUUCGGCUGGGCCAUGGAUUGUUGCACGCAUCCUUGAGGAGCUUCUUAUCCUGGAGCGUCAUGACUUGUCGUUGAUCAUGCGCCCAGUCGCCAUCCUGACUGUUUUUGCGAGAGUGCAGCGCCUCGCUGCAGACAGGGUCACUCUGCGGUACCGCUUUGGAAGCCUCCCUUCCUGGCACACGGUGCACAGUUUCCGCGAACAAUGCACUUUCUCGGAACUCUGGACACUAGCAGACGUGAGCAACUACGUCUUCGGCUGCAUCUUCUAUAGGUUUGCGCAAGUGUUCACGCCGCCGGAGUUCCGCACGUACGCGCUGGUCCUGGAGCACAAGCGCUGUCGCGGUCGUGAGCGACUGACCUUGAGAACGUUCUUGAGCAUAGCUGACAGCAGCGAGUACUCAUCUAGGUCAGAGUCGGAGGCAGACUAG